Molecule: messenger RNA, 400 nt
Organism: Acanthoscelides obtectus
Lineage: Eukaryota; Metazoa; Arthropoda; Insecta; Coleoptera; Chrysomelidae
Source: the annotation of a GenBank genome assembly
CUAACUUUAACUAGAUGUCAAUACGGUCACACCGCUGCAAUUUAUAAGCAUGUGGACUGGACUGUCGCAUUCUGCGCUGUCAGCUAUAAUACUCUGCCACUUUGAAGUGCUGACUCCUAUUUAUGUUAAAAAAUGGGCGAUGCAGAUCCUUUCAGCAACGCUCCUGGUGUCGGACGAUCUCUCGAUGAUGCUGCAAGAUAUACCGCUCUUGAUGCACGGUGGCGAAACUCUGGUUGGCUAAGGUGUCGACGUUUCCAUAAGUGUGGCGAAUCUUCUGGCCGAUAUACCCAAGGUUCCAGCUACGAGGGCGUUACAUUAUUAUAUACAGAGCUUUUAUGGUUAUAGCCCGGUCACCAGAGUAAAUAGAUCAACAGGAGAAAGCAGAGAAAUAUGAUUCUAU